AUGAACUCGAAGAACAGGUCGAUCUUUUGGACAAUGGUACAAGGUACAGGAUGCGAGAAAGAGGAAGACAAUGGAGAAGCUGCCCUUGAAGAAGGAGCAGUCGAGAAGAGAGUGGUCAGAGAUGGGGCAGUCGAGAAGAGAGUAAUCGGCGAUGGAACAGUCGGAGAUGGGGCAGUUGAGGGAGGAGCAGUCCAAGUCAAGGAAGGGGCUCGUGAAUAUAGAGCAGAGGAACGAGGCCUUGAGGAAGGUGCUAUCCAGGAGAGAGCCUCUGAGAGAUCCAUCGAGGCCGCAAGUGAGGUGAAAAGGGAUGGAGGAGAUCUAUUCAAUGAACCCGUAGAGGAUCUGCUUCGAAAUCCAGGUGUCAACGAAGGCAGAGGAGGCACGGAGUGCGCUGAUAUGACAGGAAAGUCUGGCGCUGUGCCACACGUAGUGCUAGUGAAAGAAGGGAAGGAUGUGAGACACGGUUAUUCACGGCUGUACUCUAAGUAUUACCUGGAUGUAUCCGGUGUCUGUGCACGAGCUUGUUCAAGCAUCCACGGUGACUGCGAAGAGACUGAGAUGAGAGGGUCGAGAGGACCUGAUGUCUCAAUGGCGCUUGAAGCCCGUGUAGACCACUGCAAGCCGACUGGAUUUGACAAAGACGAGGACGGUGCGAGUGCACCUAAGCCUGAGGUUGAGCUUGGUGCCAGUGUGGCCUGGGAUGGGGAGCUGGCGGCUGCACGACUUCUUUUUUUCGAGACGACGCGACGUGACACGUCAACGCGGUUGAAUGGUUAG
Messenger RNA from Stereum hirsutum FP-91666 SS1, 777 nucleotides. RefSeq lists its product as uncharacterized. The record is from RefSeq and is a predicted model, not a curated record. NCBI's taxonomy places the organism in Eukaryota, Fungi, Basidiomycota, Agaricomycetes, Russulales, Stereaceae. Bases 1 to 777 code for a protein of 258 amino acids. The transcript is spliced from 5 exons.